Messenger RNA from Phycodurus eques (leafy seadragon), 2203 nucleotides. Its product is annotated as amino acid transporter heavy chain SLC3A2-like. NCBI's taxonomy places the organism in Eukaryota, Metazoa, Chordata, Actinopteri, Syngnathiformes, Syngnathidae. The transcript is spliced from 8 exons. Gene Ontology annotation, biological process: carbohydrate metabolic process; amino acid transport. The record is from RefSeq and is a predicted model, not a curated record. The coding region runs from base 464 to 2176 and encodes 570 amino acids.
CCCAAUGUAGUUUCAUCCUGCUGCCGCUAGAGGUCUCACAGCAUUGGAUGUGUUCAGAAUCCAAUGACAUUUAUUUGGAAUCUUUGUCGUGGGCUGGUAAUUUUUCAAGUUCUAUAAUGUAUGUUGUGACGUCAUGAUUAUUAUAAACUACUGAAAUGCGAGCCUGUUCAAUGAUGCCUUCGAGGAAACACGUAAAUCGGAAUUGGUUUGCAGCAUCACUGUAAUAUUACUGUUAACGAAUUAAGUUACCACGCAUUACUAAACAUAAACCAGGGGUUAUGACUAAAGUUACUCGUCACGUUUUAUAUAAAAAAAAGAAAAAAAAGAAAGAGAAAAUGUUUGCUAGAAGUGACCCAAUUGUUGUUGAUUGGCGUGUUCCCGAUAGCCGUGAACGCAGCACCGCUGAUCUCGUCUCCAUCCUCAUCGUCCGCUCAGCACCGAUCAGCGUCUCCUCUCCGCCACCAUGGACCAGAACCCAGACCGGGACCGGCAGGCAGUCGAAGAAGAUGCGCCUGCACCGAAGCGCCCCGAAGCUCGGCGCGACGAGGCUGCGGACGCCGACGCGACGGAGGCCGACGUCAGCGAGGUGGUUCUGGACCAGCAGGACGUCGACGACAACUCGCAGAAGCAGCCCAUGACCGGAGGCGGAGGCGCAGACGCAGCAGAAGGAGAGCAGCCGGAGAAGAACGGCUGCGUCAAGCUGAAGAUGGACGACGACGACGAGUUCACCGGGCUGAAUAAGGAGGAACUGCUGCGAGUGGCCGGCACGCCCGGGUGGGUGCGCACUCGCUGGGCCCUGCUCGUUCUGUUCUGGCUGGGCUGGCUGGGCAUGCUGGCGGGCGCAGCGCUCCUCAUCCUGCAGGCGCCGCGCUGCCGAGACCUGCCCGCCGCCCACUGGUGGAACCGGGGCGCGCUCUACCGCGUGCCCAGCGUGCGGGCCUUCACCGACGCCGGAGACAUCAAAGGCGUGAGUGAGAAGGUGGAUGCCUUGUCCCAGCUGAAGUUUAGCGGUUUGGUGCUGGGGCCGGUCCACGUGGCCCCGCCCGACGACGCCGCCGCGCUCCGCUUGCGGGAGAUCGCGGUUGAGGCCGGAAGUCUGGAGCAGUUCAAGGACCUUCUGCGCGUCGCACACAGGAAGGGCAUGUCUGUGGUUCUGGAUCUGACUCCGAACUACCGCGGCUCCAGCGGGUCCUGGUUCUCCGACGUCAGCGUGACCGUGGUGGCCGAGGAGCUGAAGUCUGCGUUGGUGUUCUGGUUCAGCGAAGGCGUGGACGGCGUUCAGCUGGCGGACGUGGACCACGUGGCCGCCGCCGUACCGUCUCUGUGGGCCGACAUCCGGGCCGUCGUCCAAAACGGGACCGACGGGCGGCCCGCCAGGAGACUUUUGAUGGGCGUGACCGAGCGCCACGCCGCCACGGACGUGUCGGCCAUUCUGUCGUCCACCGGCGUGGACCUCCUGACGUCCGGGCUCCUCCUGGACGGGGACGCGUCCGAGCUGGCGCGGUCCGUCCGGGACCUGUACGCCGCCCACGCUCAGACCCGGCUGGCCUGGAACCUGGGGGGGCGCGGCCGAGGUCACCUGGCCUCCCUGGUGGGCCCGGCGCUGGUCCCGCUUUACCAGCUGCUGCUCUUCACGCUGCCCGGGACGCCCGUGCUCGAGUACGGCGACGAGAUCGGGCUGACGGAUGAUGGCACAAAGUUUCCGCGAAUGAUUUGGGACUCGCCGGAGGACGAGCUUAACGGAACCCUGAAGCUGUGGAGUGUGGACGAUGAUGAGGAUCAGUAUGAGGAUGAGGUUGAUGAUGAAGAUGCCCGUGUGCGGCAGGAGGCCCGCGCCCGCCGAACGUCCUCUCGUGCGUUCUUGCGCAGCGUGAGCGACGCGCGUGCGAAAGAGCGCUCCCUGCUGUUCGGCGACUUCGUGCCGCUGGCCAACUCGUCGUCCUCGCUGGCCUUCGUCCGCUCGUGGGACCAGAACGCUCGCUUCCUGGCCGCCUUCAACUUUGACCCCCGCGAGGCCAGACUGGAGCCGAGCCACCCGACGCUUCCGCCGCUGGCCGAGGUGGUCCUCGCCGCCGCCCCCGGCGCCGCCCCGAAGGCGGGCGCCCGCGUGGACCCCGCCGGGCUGCGUCUGGGCGGCGGGGAAGCGGUGCUGCUCAAGUUUCCCUUCGCCGGCUAGAACCUCAAACGCCUCUCGACGUGUUGG